AUGCUUCAACCAACACCACAACAAUCAUCGGGUGUUGCGAAUUUAUCAUCAUCAACAUCUGGAAGAACAAAUCAUUCCUCGAAUCAAUCCGUUCCGAUGGGUAUUAAUAAUGCAAAUAAUUCAUCUUUAAUUCAAUCGGAUCCACCAACAAGAUAUAGUACUUCUCCGAAUCAAUUUGAUCAAUAUAUGAAAAAGAAGAAAAGAGUUUUCAAUCAUGAAAAGUAUUUUAUUGUAGAAAAUUUAACUGGGAAAGAUCCAAAAACAACAACAAUGCCUAAUUGUACAAAAAUUUACUUUGUGAAUGAUUUUGCUAGUAAUUUUGCUAAAAUUCAACAUCUUCUUCCUGAUGAAAUAGUCGUACAGAUUUUAAGCUUUAUUUCUUUUCCUCUUGGUACUUAUAUGAAACGUAUUUUCCAUCAAAAUAAUAGACAAUUUGUGUAUGAUUACAAUCAACUAGUUAAUGAAAGUAAGAAUGAUACAAAGAACUUGAUUCCUGAUUUUAUGAAGGAAAAUAUUACUUUAAUUCAAACAUGGAGAGAUAUCACAAAAUUACUUUACGGAAAACGUGUUAUUGCUGGUAGCUCAAGUAGUGACAUUAUGGAUUGUAGUGAUGAUGAAAUUAAACAUGGAAGACCUUUCCGUAUUUGGUCUAAUCUUGAUUGUGCAAUUCAAUCCUGUUAUGAAUAUGACCAAGAGUUACCUCUUAACACAAAACAAAUAAGAACAGUUUUAUUCUGUUUCUCGCAAAUAUUAGGAUUUGACUUUAGUGGAAAUACUUCAUUUAAUAAUAGAUGCUUGAAAUAUUUAAUUCAAAGAAAUCCAAAAUUAGAAACCUUGAAUUUGAAAGUAACUAGGGUUGACUAUGAUGGACUAGUUCAUUUACUCAACAAGCAAUCUGAUAAUAAUACUUUGAGGGAAUUGAAGUUAACAAGAACCCUCUUGAGAUCAUCAAUUCCUAUGGAUUUUUAUGGAAAGCUAAAAGCUCUUCGUUCUUUGGAUAUUGUAAAUCAUCAACUCAAAGAUACUGAUGUUGUAAAAAUUAUUCAAUCAAGACCUUUCAUUCACCUCAACCUAAGUGGCUCAUCAAUUCCUAUUGAAAUUGUAACUGUAAAGACUCUCACCUCCUUAAUUCUGGAGGAUUGUGCUUUGAGUGCUGAAAUUGCCAAAACAAUAAUUGAAAAAUUGGAUCGUCUCAAGCAAUUGGAUCUAAGCAAAAAUAAUGGCCUUACACCAGAGGUAUUUGACAAUAUUGCUAAAAACGAAAAUUUACUGCAAUUGAGGUUGGCAGGUACAGAUGUCAAUGAUGAUGUGAUAAAGAAUAUCGCUAAGAGUGGAUCCAUGACUUUACUCGACUUGGAUAGCACCAAAAUAACAACUAAGGGUAUUAAGACAGCAGUAGAGGGUAAUAUAGUCAAAUCUCUCACUUGUCUAAGUGUCAGAAAUUGUGGAAUUACACCACAAAUUGCCAAAACAGAAUUUCCAAACAAUACCAAAAUACUCAAACUUUAA
This is a messenger RNA of Naegleria gruberi, 1509 nucleotides long. RefSeq lists its product as uncharacterized. The record is from RefSeq and is a predicted model, not a curated record. The coding region runs from base 1 to 1509 and encodes 502 amino acids. The transcript is spliced from 2 exons. Lineage: Eukaryota; Heterolobosea; Eutetramitea; Acrasida; Naegleriidae. Gene Ontology annotation, cellular component: plasma membrane.